AUGGCAAACCAAAUAACAGAGGCCUCGCUAAAGCAGGCUCUCACCGAGCGUCUGCAGGCAAUUCACGUCGAGAUCUCGGAUAUGUCAGGCGGCUGCGGUCAAGCCUUCACCUCGACAAUCGUCUCCCCCGCCUUCGAGAAGCAAACCUCCCUCAAGCGCCACCGCCUCGUCAACGCCGCCCUCAAGGACGAGAUCGCCCAGAUCCACGCCUGGAGCGCAAAGUGCCAGACCCCGGCCGAGUGGGAGCGCGAUAGGGCCGCCGCCGGCGGAAGCAGCGAGGGUCCGCCGAUGGACGGGACUGUUGGUGGCAGGGUUGAGGGUGUUGCGCAGUGA
Molecule: messenger RNA, 333 nt
Organism: Colletotrichum godetiae
Lineage: Eukaryota; Fungi; Ascomycota; Sordariomycetes; Glomerellales; Glomerellaceae
Product: bola-like protein
Exons: 2
Coding region: 1-333 (110 amino acids)
Biological process (GO): intracellular iron ion homeostasis
Cellular component (GO): cytosol; nucleus
Molecular function (GO): 2 iron, 2 sulfur cluster binding
Source: RefSeq, a predicted model, not a curated record